Anopheles bellator is the source of this 1560-nucleotide messenger RNA. RefSeq names its product neuropeptide SIFamide receptor-like. Gene Ontology annotation, cellular component: membrane. Gene Ontology annotation, biological process: G protein-coupled receptor signaling pathway. Bases 1 to 1560 code for a protein of 519 amino acids. The record is from RefSeq and is a predicted model, not a curated record. NCBI's taxonomy places the organism in Eukaryota, Metazoa, Arthropoda, Insecta, Diptera, Culicidae. Gene Ontology annotation, molecular function: peptide binding; neuropeptide Y receptor activity. The transcript is spliced from 7 exons.
AUGUUCGUAGCCCGUCGCCUGCUGGAGGCGAUGGCCGGCGCCGACACCGACGCCGCCGUGCAGCCUUCGGCUGUCGACGAUCCGGAAGCGAUCGCUUCCGGCGGAACCGGCAUGGUCGACCCACCGCAGCCGGUAUGGGCAACCACGUCGCCGCCGAUUAUUACGGCAACCGCAGCCGUGAAGUCGUUUGUCACGCACUGCUUGGGCUGUGCGAUAGACAGCGGCGGUGGCCCCGAAACUGCCCGAGCCGACCGUCGCACAUUCGGAUCGAUCGACCCGAGCGCACCGCACGGCAACUGGACGUGGAGCUUCCAGGAAGGCAAGGCCGUACAUCCGUACGAACUGGGAAGUAAUUUUACGGCCUCCCAGUACGACACGUUCGACGCCCAGGAGGACUUUCCGCUGUACGAGAUGGAUCCGGCUUACCAGCUACGCUACAGCAUGCUCGGCGCGGUGCUACUUUCGGGGGCCUAUGCGCUCGUCUUCAUCGUCGGGCUGCUCGGGAACAUCUCGGUCGUGAUCGUGGUAAAGAAGAGCACCAUGAUGCGCUCGCCGACGAAUCGAUUCAUCGUCAACCUGGCGUACGCUGAUUUAUUGGUCAAUAUUCUUUGCCUCCCGUUCACGCUGAUCGGAAACCUCUAUCCAGCCUGGAUCCUGGGAGUAUUCUUCUGCAAGAGCGUCUCCUAUCUGCAGGGCGUUUCCGUGUCCGCUUCCGUCAACACGUUGAUGGCAAUCUCGAUCGAACGCUGUGUCGCGAUAUCAUUUCCCAUCUCGGGUACCAUCACGACGAGGCAGUAUCGUAUGAUAGUGUCCAUCAUCUGGUUUAUAGCGCUGAGCAUUAACCUGCCGUGGCUGUUCGUCUUUACGCUGCGACCCAUCGGAAUACCGGGCAGCAUAGCGCAGAUCUGUACCGAACUUUGGCCUACGCCGGCAUCGGAAAGUUGGUACUUUCUCUUCGCAAAUCUGUUCUUCUGCUACCUUGGUCCACUCAUUGUGAUAUCUAUCUGUUAUGUCAUCAUUUGGAAGAAUGUAGCCUACCGUAAGUUGCCGCGUGAGAUGAUAAUAAAUCGUAAGAACGACGUCUUCAACCGUAGCAAAGUGAAAGUCAUAAAGAUGGUGUUCGUUGUGAUAAUAACCUUCGCCAUCUCCUGGUUACCGUUGUAUGCGAUUUUUUGUUUCGUCAAAUUUGGUGGUGAUUUAGUGUAUGAUGAGACAGUCCAAUCCUUCAUACUGACUAUCUUGCCCAUAGCGCAAUGGUUGGGUGCAUCAAACUCCUGCAUCAAUCCCAUUUUGUACGCGUUCAUGAACCGCAAGUUUCGGGUUGGCUUCAAGAAGCUUUUCCACAGCUGCUGCACGGCGGAUGAGGACGACUGGGAAUUGCCGACCACCGUAGGGCGCAUGGACGAGAAGGAAAUGUAUUUGCGGCGUUUGCGAUCGUUCAACAACAGCAAUCGGCACCAUACCUUGCUCCAGUACGGCAGGCAACCUUGCACCAGCAUUCGUCUGCCGAUGUCGGCGCCGGUCGCAAUCGUAGUCCCGACCAGUAAUGGGUGCGAUUAA